AUGAUGUAUCUGGAACGGGAUUUUCAAUACUACCAUGAUAGUGUUUUAAAUUUCACUGCAAUUGAAAUACCCUAUAAAAACCAUGCUUUCAAAAUGAUCAUUUUAUUGCCCGAUGCUAAAGAUGGUUUGAAUAAUCUGGAGAAUAAUAUUUCAAAAUUUAAAUUACAUGAUAUUUCAAAGAAAAUGAGCCAGCGUUACCUAAGUGUAAGAUUACCUCGUUUCAAAAUAGAACAGUCACUGCAAUUAGAUGAAACAUUAUCCAAUCUUGGAUGUCCAACAAUGUUUUCACAAGCGGCAAAUUUCUCUAACAUUGUUGAAGAUGGUAAACUGAAAGUGAGUAAAGUUUUGCAUAAGGCAUAUAUCGAUGUAGAUGAAUACGGAACUGAGGCUGCAGCAGUUACAACUGCUAUCCAAUAUCAACAACAGUGUGUAAUGUCAUUUAUAGAUGUCAAUGUUGAUCAUCCGUUUAUGUUUUUUAUUUCAACUAGAUGUAAUAGCAUUUUAUUUGUAGGUCGAAUGACCAAAAUUGAUUAA
This is a messenger RNA of Macrosiphum euphorbiae (potato aphid), 534 nucleotides long. Lineage: Eukaryota; Metazoa; Arthropoda; Insecta; Hemiptera; Aphididae. The record is from the annotation of a GenBank genome assembly.